This is a messenger RNA of Sphenostylis stenocarpa, 252 nucleotides long. The record is from the annotation of a GenBank genome assembly. Lineage: Eukaryota; Viridiplantae; Streptophyta; Magnoliopsida; Fabales; Fabaceae.
AUGAUCAAACUGCGGAAUCUGAAGCCGAACCCUAACGACGCGAAUUCGGUUAAACACUUACUGGAAGUGUUGAAUGGAGAAGCGAUCAACGGAUCGCCAGAAAUUGCGCAACAUGGCAACGGAGAUGGAAUGAAUGAGGAUGAAGAGAGUGAUGAGGUGCGGGUGUGGAAUGUGAAGGUUGAAGAGGCUAUGGAAGAAGCGGUGAUGGUGUUUCGCAUCGUAGAACGAAAACAAAUGGUGCAAUGCAAUUGA